This is a messenger RNA of Armigeres subalbatus, 5240 nucleotides long. RefSeq names its product calcium-activated chloride channel regulator 2-like. Lineage: Eukaryota; Metazoa; Arthropoda; Insecta; Diptera; Culicidae. The record is from RefSeq and is a predicted model, not a curated record. The coding region runs from base 824 to 4531 and encodes 1235 amino acids. The transcript is spliced from 3 exons.
ACACGAGAGUGCCAGUGCUGCUGCUGGUGAAGAAAAGUUUUGCCCGUUCGGUGGAUUCGGUGCUGCGGUUGGUGCGGUUGACUUCGGUGGUACCGCAGUAUCGACUUGCUCAGCAUUUGGAGCUUACGAGCGCGAUACACCUGGAUUUUAAGUGGUCGUCUUUUCUGGUGGUGGCGACGUUCGACGGGAAAGACGGACGCACGGGCUGUGAAAACUCUCGUGUAACUUGAGAGCCCCAGUUUUGGUCGUCUGUUUGGAAGCGCGGAGUGUACCAUACCGGUUGGUCGGUUGCUGGUUGUUGUUCAGUGUUGAACGUUCUUCGGGGCUUUUUGUUUAGUUUAGUUUGUUUUUUUUUGGGUUGGUUGCGGGUCAGCAGUCAGCAUAACAAGUGCCCGUCGUUCUGGCGGAAGGCAAGGACGGAUGAGCAGACGAGCCAGAAUUCAGUUGCAAGGUGCUAUGACGUAGCGACGGUGUGAGGCGAAGUGUUACUGCUGGAUAAAAUUGAAUUUUUAUUAAAGAAUUCUAUGAACGAAACCAAUGGAUUUAAAGAAGUGAUUACGAUUGGUGACUUUUAAUUACCCGACAACACGAAGGAAUCAGUGUGAAUCCGACUUACGUAUAGUUCGAAUGUGACUGCCGCGGCAGCCGGGAAAACCGCGUGACAGUUCGACAUGGUCCAGUUCGGCAUCAGUGUCCAGUGAUAAAUAUCUCGCGGAUUAGUGCUCGCCAUCCAAAUUGAAAACAUCGAACAUAAACACGACUUUCGGAGGGCGCAUGGAAAUUGUGCAAGUUGACAGACGAAAAACAUACGAACAAUCGUACGAUGCAGCCAACAGUAAGAACACCAGCAUUGCCGUUCAUCAAAGUGCUGGCGGUGGCAGUGGCUUUGCUCGUGGUGGCCCGUGUUGGGUACGUUUCGGCGGCCACGGCUACCAGCGCUGUGUAUGUGGAAAAAUCCGCGUACAAAAAUGUCGUUAUCGAGAUAAGGGAUAACGUACCGGUGGAAAAUUGCCAAACCAUCCUGCAUAAUGUCGAGAUCAUGCUAACAUCGGCCUCGCAAUACCUUUUCUCGGCGCUGGACGGCCGCGUCUACUUCGGGGAUAUUACGGUAAUUUUGCCACCUCAUUGGCCUAACUCGUGCAUACCCUACAAUCAAACAAGAACCUCCGCCAGCGGAGAACGUAGCGACGUAACGAUAAAAACCCAUUCCAAAACCGAGUCACCCAUCUGGACCAAGCAGUACGCCGGCUGUGGGGAGCCCGGUGAACAAAUCUUCAUCGAAUCGGACAUCCUGGGCAGGGAUACCAUCGGUCGGGAAUUCGUUCGCGAGUGGGCCAAGUACCGGUACGGUGUCUUCGACGAAAUCGGAUUCACCAAAGAUCCUGUCUAUCCACGGUGCUACAUCAACGACGAUCAUGAGCUCAAGCUGACUGGGUGCUCAGACGCCCCGGUUCACGAUCGUGGUCUUUGCGGAAACCCUGCUGCCUACAACAUCAGCGACAUUAUUGAUCGCAACGCUCGAUCCAGCAUCAUGUUCGCUGCGGAAUCUCCUGGUGUGACAAUGUUCUGCGACGAAGGAACCCACAAUCGAUAUGCUCCGACGAAGCACAACCAACUCUGUGACCGUCGCAGUACCUUGGAUGUCAUCCUCAAACAUCCCGACUUUGUCAUGGAAAACAAGAUCAAUGUCAACCCAUCGGUCAUCGUCAACACUGCCCCAAAAUUCAGCUACAAAACCCGUAAAUCCACUCGCUACGUCAUCAUCAUCGACGAAACUCUGGACAUGCAGCUGCGCGAAUCGUGGAGUUUUCUGCGUUCGGCCAUCCGUAAGUGGGUCGUCUACGACCUGCCGGCCAACACAGAGGUCGGCAUGGUCCUCGCCAAUGACACCGCAACCGAAAAAAUCCUCCAAAUCUCAUCCCUCUACAUCCAAGAAAACAAAGAUCUCGUCGCCUCUUUCAUCCCCUACUCUCCCAGUGACUCUCGCCAGCCGGCUUGCUUGACCUGUGCCGUCACAGACGCCAUCCACAUGCUCAACGAGCGAACUCGUAUGAAUGGUCCCGCCAACUCCAUCAUUCUAAUAAUCGCCCCCGGCAUGGAGUAUUCUAUCGACCACAUCGCCCUGUCCAACUCCGCCCAAAGUUCUCACAUUCGCAUCGCCACCAUCAACUACCCGAACGUUAUCCGACGGCAACCGCUGGAUGCCCUCGCUAUUUCCACCGGCGGCACAGCUCACUCCGUCUUCGAAAGCAAAUACAACCUGGAGAAGAGCUUCAUCAGCACCUACUUCGAACUGUCGAACACCCUUUUCAGCAUCGGCAAUCAGUACUACGAGGGCAACCGUAACGACCUUCCCAUCGAGAUCUAUCGCAACGAGCUGGUCGAAUCGGAUGACAACGAGCUCAUCAACUCCAAUCAUAUGCUUUCGAAGCGCACUAGCCGCACCGUCACCGGGAGCUUCACCCUGGAUUCGUUCAUGGGACCUCCGGCGUACUUUUUUGUGUACGUACACAACACGGAGAACCCACUGAUCGCAAGCAUGAAACUAACCAGUCCGAGCGGCAUUGUUUACUCAUCUAGAAGUGAUGCUAGAUCGUUGGUUAAACAGCUGAUGGUGUCCGCUACGUUGAACGAGACUGGAAGUUGGACUUACAAGAUCGAUCGGUUCAAUGGAAACCCUCAGCCACACUACGUACAGGUCAUUGCCACACCACGAUCCAAGUACGCUCCUACCAUCCAGGCCAGAUCGUGGAUAAGGCAGCGCAGUGGUAGCCCUCCUGUUAUCUACGCCGAAGUAAAGAAGGGUGAUCUACCAAUAAUUGCCGCAUCGGUGGAAGUGACUGUGGUGCGUCCAGAUGGGAUCUGCCCUACGGGCAGCGGAAACGAUUGUCGUCAAAAAAUUAGACUGUUGGAUUCGGGGUCUGGCGAUCCGGACGUUACAAGGAAUGAUGGAAUUUAUUCGCGGUAUUUCAACGCAGAUGAUUUUGGGGGCGCUGGAGCGUAUCAGUUCGAGGUCACGGUCACAGAUAACGAAAACAUGGCCUACACUCGAUCAGAAAGUGUAUUGAAAGGUGCCCCUCCAAGAUGUUGUGGAAGUGCGAUAAGAACGACCCUAAUGGCUUCGAUGGUUUCGUUUCAAAGAACUCUGCAACCCAUGACUGUGUUUUUAUCGCAGGAUCUGUUGGACUCCAUUGGCCAUAGAUCUAUGGGGAAAAUCAGUGACCUUAGUGUGGAUGUUGAAGGUAUGAGAGUUCGCUUGAAUUGGACCACUCCGGAUAUGGGAGGGCGAGGUAUUGCUCGGUACGAAAUUAAGUAUGCCACAUCAAUUCGGGACAUCGUCGAUUUCUACGACACGGCAGCUUUUCUUUGGCAUCAUGAUACACCACUGAUAAACCCGAUUGGAGAGGAAAGUUCCUUCGCAAUGAACCUAUCGCACGAACCGCAUCUAAUUGGACAGGUUCUGUAUUUCUCUGUUCGAGCACACGCUUUGGGAGUCAUGGGUGGUUCAACUUCCAACUAUGUUCGAGUAUUCGUUCCAAAACCGAAACGAGCCACAUCGCUAUCACCAUCCACUUCCAUUGGAACUGAAAGCUAUGGAGACGUUUGGUCUUCUUACGACGAAAUUCGAGAAGGUCACAAUCGACGAGUUAACAUCCAUCAACGAAUUGCCGAUACCAUCAGCUUGGAGGUCGAAGUACUGUUGGCGAUUAUCGCCGGAACCAUAUUCUUGAUCAUCAUCAUCCUUAUCUGCUGCUACUAUUAUUUUCUCAAAAAGCGCAACACAAUUCAAGAGGACGAUCAGAAACGACCAAUCAAACCCUUCCAAACUGAAACCAAGACUUCCCUCGGGCACAGUGUCUUUGUCACCCCCGGCAAUGUGACUUCAUCCUCUUCCAACGCCACAAGUUCAACGUCCGCUUCUCCAGAUUAUGUGCAACAAACAAACGUGUCUUCCAAUAUCCCAACCAUCUACAACUCGCGGACGCUGCCCAUCGAGCAGAAGCUAAUCGAUGAGCUCAAACAGCAACAGCAGAUCGCCGACACGCAGUCCUACAUCCUCACCCAAGCCGACGCCAUGCAGUACAACACCACGCUGACCCGAGGCUUCAAACCAGUCCCGACGAUCAAUGACAAUCGAACGCUUAGCCCAUUCGAAUCAUGGUCCGCUUCGCAGCUACUCCAAGAGCACGAGCAGCACCACCGCCGGCGGAGUCCCAGCUUAGUCGACAACUACCUGGACAACGACAUCCAGCAGUUCUACGCUAGUCAACAUGAUCAAAUGUCUCUGCUGAAUGCGGCUGGCGUUGGGGUUCAAAACAUGGGGCACAAUCCACCGCUGCCACCGCCACCAAUUUACUCUUCGGCGAAUCCCCCGUAUUUCUACGAUCCGCAGCAACAGCAACAACCACCACCGCAACAGCUGCAGCAGCAGCAGCAUCACCACAUACAACAACAGCACCAACAGCAAUACGGUGGACAUGACGGAACGAUGAAUCCCAUGACGACACCGCUGCACGUCACUAUAACGUAAUGGAGCUCCCCACAGCGGGAGAGUAAAUGUGUACCUAAGAUUACGAUGUUAAACCAGAGAGGUGCUGCUUCGCAGAGGAAGUGUGCGAUCGGUCGGUUUCUCGGAAUGCGGCAAGGUGCGGCGGAGCAAGCGUGGUGGCUGUGAAUCGAAAUAUGUGGGUGCGCGUGAGAUAGAGAAAGGGUGUGUAGCUUGUAUAGACCAAUUCUAUAUACAAAAAGCAAAAUUUCAAUUGCCAGAAAGACUGAUUUCAUGCUAAGGGCAUUUUUAUGGAUUAGUUACGAGUGUUUGCACCGAACCGGAAUUGAUCUCCAAAAUCCCGAAUUAAAACAAAGAUGUGCUCGCGGUAUUGAUAGAUUUUUAAAUAUGUUUAGCGCCGUUCGUACUUAAACAAAAAACCGUGUAAUAUGAAUGUUAUUGCAUAGCCAGUAAUAAACAGGUCGAAAACGGUCAACGAAUUUCGAAACUGGAUGCAUUGUUGCUAGUCCCUUUCGAUUCAAAGAGUUAAACUGUAAGUUACUUUGUGUCGGUCCGAUUUGUUUUCGUAAACCGGAGGAAUUAGCGCGAUCAUUGUAUAUGUUGAGGGAACUUAGAGACGGCCAGUUGAGAAACGUUACGGAAGAAACUACUUAAGCUAUAAGAUGAUGAUUAUAUAUUGUACAUAGAAAAAAUUGUAAUAAAUAAACACAAAUGCUAUGAAUCAAAAUAUCAA